AUGAGCAAGCUACACGAAAAGCUACAGUUGGAAGCCGGGGACGUGCGGUAUCUCCAGAUGCAGUUCCACAAAAAUGCGAGCGACAAGCUCAAUCUUCAUCUCCCGUCGUCGUCCAACACACCCAACUCCAAGAAGUCGGCGCUCUACUCCACGUCGGAUGAUCCGUUGAAGCUCCGAAUCUCUGCCAUGAUACACGACUUUAUCGACGAUGCGUUCGAGUUAGCCAAAGAAGGGAUGAUAAUUGACGGCCAUGAGCCUUCAAGCCGCUCGCCGUUGCUGAAGUACGUGGAGCAGCAGCUGCGGACACCCACCAGGGUAGAGCCGUACGAUUUUGCAAUGAAUGAGGAGUUGCGGCGGCUCUACCAAAGUGUGGAGGAGGAGACACUCCAGUUGACAAAGAUGCGGAGUGAGAUACCCCAGCGCACGGUUCGGGAGUAUGAAUCGAUCAUAGGCAAGAUCGAUGCCGAGGUGAAUGACUUUAUCAAGGCCCUCGAAGAGCAAACCAGUGCAGAGUUGGAAGUAAUUGCCAAAAAUGCCGAUUUAGACACCCCCGAACUUGAGGGCGUGACCGAGGACUAUGAAGAGUGUAUCCUCGAAUUGAGUCGAUUGGCAAAGGGGGUAAGCAUGCAGCAAAGCAAUUUGCAGAAAAUUGACGAUAUAUGUGACUUUCUCUUGCAGAACUACCUGGUGGGCGAUGGCCUGGAAUGA
Babjeviella inositovora NRRL Y-12698 is the source of this 708-nucleotide messenger RNA. RefSeq names its product MIND complex subunit. The record is from RefSeq and is a predicted model, not a curated record. Gene Ontology annotation, cellular component: kinetochore; MIS12/MIND type complex. NCBI's taxonomy places the organism in Eukaryota, Fungi, Ascomycota, Pichiomycetes, Serinales. The transcript has a single exon. Bases 1 to 708 code for a protein of 235 amino acids. Gene Ontology annotation, biological process: mitotic sister chromatid segregation.